UUUGAGAGCGCUGCGGUGGGUACGCGCCGGCGCCUUCCAGUCAGUUCGUGACUUUUCCCGCGCAAGUGACCCGGAUUUCGAAAGUUCCGCGCUCGGAUCCGAUUUGUUUUCGAUCGCUUCGUAUGAUUGUCCGACUCGGAUCAUUUUCCGCCUGAUUUCCGGUUCAGUGCGGUGUAUUGUCUUUUUUUCCCCCUGUUGGUUUUUCUGCCCAACGAUUAAUAAACACAGUGAGCUCUGCAUCAUCGGGAUGCAGGCUGAGUGAGUGAUCCGUCCUCUGCGACAAAAACGCGUUUCAGGACUCAUAAAGAGUGCGGUCAAUUUUAAUUUCGCGCCAAAAUGGUGAACAGUGUGGAAGACGUUUUUGACGACGCAGAGAACGAGAUUGGUGAUUCCUCGCCCGUUAGGAAUAAAAUCGACACCAACAUCGAUGAGCCGAAAUCGAAACCCCAGAUCGAAUGCAAAGAGUGCAAAAGUUACGUCUACUGUCAGGGUCCCCUCCUGUACGACUACCAGUUCUCGGGCCUCUUCAAUGACUCGAAGACGUUCGUGGACAAGCGGCUCCUGUUCCCGGAGGAGGAGAUCGUGCGCAAGUACACGGCCCUGAAGAAGUCCCGCGGCGGCGAGCUCUCGCGGGCGGAACUGGAGAGCUUCCUCGCGGAGAACUUCGCCGACGGGAACGAGCUGAUCCCGUUCGAGCCGCCGGACUUCACUUCGGAGCCCUCGGUGCUCGGCUACAUCCAGGACGGACAGUACCGACGCUUCGCGGCCAAGCUCAACGAGGUCUGGAAGACCCUCGCCCGCGUCGUCGACCGCGAUGUCCUCGAGAACCCGCGCAUGCACUCCCUCCUCUACGUCCCCAACACCGUCAUCAUACCUGGAGGUCGUUUCACCGAAGUAUAUUACUGGGACACCUACUGGAUCGUGAAAGGCUUGCUGCUGUGUGACAUGUUCGAUACAGCGAAAGGUGUGAUAGACAAUAUCAUAUAUCUAGUCAAAAAGUACGGCUACAUGCUGAACGGGAGCAGGAACUACUACGAGAACCGGUCCCAACCACCGCUGCUCAUCCCGAUGGUGGCCGCCUACUAUCAGCUCAAACAGGACGAGGCCUGGCUUCUCGAAAAUCUCCCGGUUCUGGAGUUGGAGUUCCAAUUUUGGAUGAACAACCGCAUGAUAAACGUGAAAAAGGACGGGAAAACGUAUCGAAUGGCGCAUUACAGUGUCGAAACGUGCGGACCCAGGCCGGAAUCAUUCAAGGAGGAUUUCACCCUGGCGUCAAACCUGACCUCUGAUGAGGAGAGGACAAACUUGUACAUAGAACUGAAAACAGCGGCGGAGACAGGAUGGGACUUCUCUCAGAGAUGGACAAAAACUCCUCCUGGACAAACAGAAUCAUUGCUGUACCUGAAAACCCGCUCCAUCAUUCCGGUAGAUCUGAACGCAUUCCUACAGCUCAACGCCCACUACCUGAGCAACUGGUUCUUUAUGGCUGGAGACAUUUCGAAAGGUGAAUACUACCUGCAGAUCGCGGAAGAACUGCUCACGGCCAUCGAUGAGGUCAUGUGGCGUGAAGACUUGAAAUCGUGGUUUGAUUGGGACAACGAGGACGGACAGAGCAGAGUAGACUUCUACGCAUCCAACUUGACUCCACUCUGGACCGGAAGUUACAGGAAAGCACCGCAAGAAAUGGGAAAAUUCGCCGUUGAGUACCUGGUGUCACAGGGAAUCAUUUCCGAGGACGGUAUACCUAGAUAUCUCGGAAUCCCGACAACGCUUAAGAAUUUCGGACAACAAUGGGAAGCACCAAACAUGUGGCCUCCAUUACAGAUGAUCGGAAUCCAAGGCCUGGACAACACGCUGUACCCUAAGGCGCAACAGGUUGCAUACCGGCUCGGAGCGAAAUACUUGGAGACUAACUAUGUUGGUUUCGUUCGCACAGGACAGAUGUUUGAAAAGUACGAUAUGAACCAACUGGGUUCUAUUGGAGGCGGAGGUGAGUACGUGCCACAAACCGGAUUUGGGUGGAGCAACGGUGCUUGCUUCGAAAUUCUCAGCCGCUACGGGCACAAACUCAGGAGCCCCCAGGAGUACCCCCUCCCAAACUAACUGCGAAAGUCCAAAUUUUAAGAACGAUCGUGGAAUGACCUAAAAUUACUGACGAGACCCCCUACGUUACGGGAAAACUUCAAAGAUAGCAAAAAUAUUCGAGGAAAAUGGUGUUUUCAUGGAUGACCUCAAUCAGAUUUGUUUCCAAGUUCACGCGUAAAUAUUUUGCUAGAAACACACAUCACGACUGAAAAGCAAUCAAACAUCACUUGGCUCUUUCAAAGUGUUUUUGGAAUCUAGAACUUAUUCACUGGAAAUGCACAGUGAAAUAAGAUUACUUAGCCGUGACCUUCCUGAUGUAAAUCCGUUUUUUACUUGAAAAGUAAAUAUUAUGAACUAUGAUACACAUAUGAGCGAAAAAUAAUUAGUAACAUUUUUCGCUUCAUUUCCUAAAAUUUCUAUACAUUGCUUAUCUUGGCUACGAAAGGAUAUGACACAAUAUAUCAGAUUGUUCUGAAUGAAAAACCGAUACGAAUAAUGAAAAUAUGAUUAUGAUAAGAAAGUCCCGCUCAGUUACUUAAAUAGACAAAAAAAUCGAGAGGUACGAAUUUCGCCCUAGUAGGGAAAAAAUCGAACUAAGAGCACCUUAAAAUAAUAACGAAGCUUUUAAAGUUGUUAUUCAAAAACAAAAGUGAAAAACUCAUAGUUGCAAAUUGAAAGAAACGAAUACCUGAGCAUAAAAAACAAGAAGCUUAGUAGUGCCUUUGCGUCUAUAGCAAUUUUUUCCGUCCACGAAUAUAAGGAAGCUUUUAAAAAGCUGAUUAUAUUUUUGUGCCGCUGUUACAGCUGGCCGACACUUUAAUAUCUCUUUGCGAUGAGAAUCUCCAUCACUUAAUGUUACCUUUUAAAUUAUUUAGUUAUAGUUGUUUAGCUGCACGAUCAGACCGAUCUACCCAAUAACCAGCGAAUUUAGGCCGUCUCUAAACUCAAUUCCUUGAUAGAAAGACGUCACUGUAUAUGUUACGCUAUUAAUUUAUUAUUUAUAAUUAUUAUUCUGUUAUUUAUGCGUUGUAAAUAUUUAAUUUAUUUAUUAAAACAUCAAUAAACUGUACCUGCUAUCUGAGAA
This is a messenger RNA of Bemisia tabaci, 3169 nucleotides long. Its product is annotated as trehalase. Lineage: Eukaryota; Metazoa; Arthropoda; Insecta; Hemiptera; Aleyrodidae. Gene Ontology annotation, molecular function: alpha,alpha-trehalase activity. The record is from RefSeq and is a predicted model, not a curated record. Gene Ontology annotation, biological process: trehalose catabolic process.